Messenger RNA from Closterium sp. Naga37s-1, 855 nucleotides. The record is from the annotation of a GenBank genome assembly. NCBI's taxonomy places the organism in Eukaryota, Viridiplantae, Streptophyta, Zygnematophyceae, Desmidiales, Closteriaceae.
AUGCACGCCUCAAUUUUCGUCACCCUCCCGGCCCCUCACCUCGCUGUGAGCAGCGCGCCCGGCCUUCCACCGCUACCUGCUGCUACUACUGCUGCUGCACUCUGCCUCCGCCCUGGCCUCUCUCCUCCUCGCCCUCCACGUGCCCGCCGCCCUCUGGUCAGGCUAGCAGUGUGUGUGUACUGGGCGUUCUUCCCGCCGCUGCUCUACAUCACCUUCCUGGCCGACUUCUUCAAGCACAGGGUGUGGUGGAUCAUGUUGCCAGCACAGGGUGUGGUGGAUCAUGUUGCCAGCACAGGGUGUGGUGGAUCAUGUUGCCAGCACAGGGUGUGGUGGAUCAUGUUGCCAGCACAGGGUGUGGUGGAUCAUGUUGCCAGCACAGGGUGUGGUGGAUCAUGUUGCCAGCACAGGGUGUGGUGGAUCAUGUUGCCAGCACAGGGUGUGGUGGAUCAUGUUGCCAGCACAGGGUGUGGUGGAUCAUGUUGCCAGCACAGGGUGUGGUGGAUCAUGUUGCCAGCACAGGGUGUGGUGGAUCAUGUUGCCAGCACAGGGUGUGGUGGAUCAUGUUGCCAGCACAGGGUGUGGUGGAUCAUGUUGCCAGCACAGGGUGUGGUGGAUCAUGUUGCCAGCACAGGGUGUGGUGGAUCAUGUUGCCAGCACAGGGUGUGGUGGAUCAUGUUGCCAGCACAGGGUGUGGUGGAUCAUGUUGCCAGCACAGGGUGUGGUGGAUCAUGUUGCCAGCACAGGGUGUGGUGGAUCAUGUUGCCAACCUAUGACGAGGAUACGGAGGUGGAGGAUGCAUACUACUCGGAGAUGAGGGAUGCAGGGGUCUUUGAUGCCGAUGGGGACUGGGACUGA